AGCAAAACCGGCUUGCAAGUUUGUAUUAAAACGUUUGGUCGAUAUUUUAAAUAUAUUUCGUUGAUUCUGAAGAAGUCUGAGUUACAAUAUGAGCGGAGACUGUAAACAAACGGAGCAAUUCGAUUCUCUUUUUCUUACAAUCGCGCAACAUCAUCCAGAGGGACCGCACCAGCUUCUCGAUACAUUUGUAAGCUUUUUGGGGCGUAAAACUGAUUUUUUUACCGGGGGAAAUGAAGGCGAUUGGGAAAAGCUUGUGAUGAAUACUUUCAAGAAACAUGAAAAAAUCAGUCGCUCCAACCAUGAGGCCGAAAUCAGAGAAAGAAAGGAGAAAGAAGCCGCCAAAAAAGCUAAACAGGUGACCGCACAAGCGGCGCAGCCCGCCCAAAUUACAGAACUUACAGAGGAAGAAGCUGAAAAAUUGCAAAAGGAAAUCGACAAAGACAAAGGAGUUCCGUCAUCUAGUAGCAGCAGCAGCAUUUCUACAGCCGAAAAGUCUUCUAUAUCUGAGAAAAUCGAUGAGGACGAGGAUGAGUCGGAGAAAGGCAAACUUAAGCCCAAUAAAGGGAAUGGGUGUGAUUUGGAGAAGUACAAAUGGACUCAGACCUUACAGGAUAUUGAGGUUCAUGCAUAG
Molecule: messenger RNA, 631 nt
Organism: Cylas formicarius (sweet potato weevil)
Lineage: Eukaryota; Metazoa; Arthropoda; Insecta; Coleoptera; Brentidae
Product: nuclear migration protein nudC-like
Exons: 5
Coding region: 89-631 (180 amino acids)
Biological process (GO): protein folding
Cellular component (GO): cytoplasm
Source: RefSeq, a predicted model, not a curated record